Amaranthus tricolor (Joseph's coat) is the source of this 1160-nucleotide messenger RNA. RefSeq lists its product as uncharacterized. Lineage: Eukaryota; Viridiplantae; Streptophyta; Magnoliopsida; Caryophyllales; Amaranthaceae. The transcript is spliced from 2 exons. Bases 289 to 987 code for a protein of 232 amino acids. The record is from RefSeq and is a predicted model, not a curated record.
AACUGACCCGACCUGAGUGUGACCCGCCGUAACACAUAUCCGAAAUAUAACCAAUUCGAAAUACAACCGAACCGAAUAACACCCAUCCGAAACUGACCCGAUGACCCGAAUGCACCAACUCUAAUGAAUACAUUUGGCUUGGCAAAUUUGUGUCCACAAAAACAAGGAUGCUACAUUUCUGGUAGAAUCAUACUCCAUAAGAAAGUACACCUUAUCAUUAAUAAAGGAAAACAGGCUUAGCAACAGGGUAGGAGUACAUAAGAGUAAUCGUGGGGUUUCUAAGAAUUAAUGGCUGCACUCAAACUAUUGCAAUUAGCUCUCUAUUUAAACCUGUUUUCCAACCCAAAUCGGAGCAAGUUAUGGUCAGAAUCUGAGAAUCUUCAAUCAUUUCCACCAUCGUGCAACCGAAUUGAAUGCCCAAACUAUGAUGUGAUUGAGAUCGGAAAUGGGUAUGAAAUCCGCCGCUACAAUUCCCCUAUUUGGAUUUCUACUUCUAAGAUUCAAGAUAUCUCUCUUGUUGAAGCUACCCGUACUGGGUUUAUGCUGCUAUUUGACUACAUUCAAGGGAAGAACGAAUACAAGAAAAAAAUAGAAAUGACAGCACCUGUGAUCACCCAAGUUUCUCCAAGUGAUGGACCCAUCUGUGAGUCUUCAUUUGUGGUGAGCUUCUAUGUACCAAAGGAGAACCAGGCAGACCCACCACCUGCAGAAGGGCUUCACAUUCAAAGGUGGGACCCAACUUAUGUUGCAGUCAGACAGUUUGGAGGUUUUGUAUCUGACUAUCAAGUUGGGGAAGAAGCUGCAGCGUUACAAAGCAGCCUUGAAGGGUCCAAAUGGGGAGCUGCCAUCCAGAAAAGCCAAGCAGCUAAUCCCAAGUCAAGUUAUAUAGUUGCUCAGUAUAAUUCACCAUUUGAGUUUUUUAAUAGGGUGAAUGAAAUAUGGUUGAGUUUUGAUAUUCACAAUGUUCCUACUAUCUCAAUGAUGUGAUUCUACGAUGAAAUAAGUUGUUUUUUUGCAAUAGGGUAAGAUGAAUAACUCUUAGGAGGUUAUUGAGAGACCCAUGUACUUGAUGGGUGGUAUCUCCACCAAAUAAGCCAACUUGUGUUGUUAAUUGACAUUAGCCUUGUAUCUUUCAUUUUUAUAAAGCUACUUGUUGUGUA